Molecule: messenger RNA, 3099 nt
Organism: Nelumbo nucifera (sacred lotus)
Lineage: Eukaryota; Viridiplantae; Streptophyta; Magnoliopsida; Proteales; Nelumbonaceae
Product: protein unc-13 homolog
Source: RefSeq, a predicted model, not a curated record
AUGAAAUCCUUCGACAUGGGUUACCAACACUCCCACCGCGACUCCCUGGCCGAGUUGUCAACGACUUCCCAAUCUGAAUGUGGCAUAUCAGGAACCGAGGUGGACUGGCCGUUCGGGAAAGUCGAGGGGGUGGACCAAGACGAUUUGAGACAGACGGCAUACGAGAUUUUCUUUACGGCGUGCCGCUCGUCUCCAGGGUUUGGAGGGAAGAGCCCGUUAACGUACUACAACACUUCAACACAUGAGAACGGGGAUGUGGGAGUGGGAGGAGUAGGUGGUGGCGUUGGAGCAGAGACGAGAGCUAAUUGGUCAAAUUUGAUGGGGACGAGUAGGAUAAAGAGGGCACUUGGGUUGAGGUCGGCGAAGCGGGUGUGGCAGAGGAGGAAUGGUGGAUCAAAUCAGUUUUCACCCAGAAGUAUGGGAUCCCCAAGAUCGUGCACGGGGUUUGGCUCUAGUAGCCAUGCUUAUUUUAAUACAACACCACCGUUAAGGAUGAAGCGGCCAUUGACGUCUGCGGAGAUCAUGAGGCAGCAAAUGAAGGUGUCAGAGCAGAGCGACAACAGGCUUAGGAAAACCCUCAUGAGGACCCUUGUUGGCCAGAUGGGUAGGCGAUCUGAGACAAUCAUCCUGCCUCUUGAGCUCCUCCGCCACCUAAAGCCAUCUGAAUUCAAUGAUGCUCAUGAGUAUCAUCUCUGGCAGAAGCGUCAAUUCAAGAUUCUUGAAGCGGGUCUCCUCAUCCAUCCUUUAAUCCCAUUAGACCUAUCAAACACUUACGCAGUGCAACUCCAGGAUAUCAUUCGAGAGAGUGAAACCAAACCUUUGGACACCGGAAAAAACUCUGAAAUCAUGCGAACAUUAUACAGCAGUGUUGUUUCAUUAUCAAUGCGUGGUGCUAAUGCAUCGCCGGCAGGUGCGUGCCACUGGGCAGAUGGUUACCCCAUUAACAUCCACCUCUACGUCGCUCUUCUCCAUUCAAUAUUCGACCUCAGGGAUGAGACAGUGGUCCUUGAUGAGGUCGAUGAAUUGCUUGAGCUAAUGAAGAAGACAUGGUCUACAUUAGGAAUCAACAAGUCAAUACAUGAUGUCUGCUUUGCAUGGACCCUCUUUCAACAGUAUCUCACAACAGCACAGACAGAAGUAGACCUUCUAUCUGCUGCUGUUACUAUGUUGGCUGAAGUGGCAAAUGAUGCCCAGAGAGAUCAUGGAGAUGUUAUAUACAUGAAGAUCUUGUCAGCGGCAUUAUCUUCGAUGCAUGUUUGGUCGGAGAAGAAAUUGCUUGAUUAUCAUGAAACCUUUCAGAAGGUGACAAUGGGAGUGAUGGAAAACCUUCUCCCUCUUGCACAAUCUGUGACAAAGAUAUUGGAGGAAGAUGUUGGAAUCCUAUCAGCAAUGGCGCCGGAGAAAGCGGAUACUUUUCUAGGUUCCACGGAGGAUAAGGUGGAUUAUUACAUUAGAUCGUCUCUGAGAAAUGCUUUCGCUAAGAUGGUAGAAAAUGGGAAUAUUGUCGAUAACAUGACUGCUGGAGUAGAAGAUACAACUGAAGCUUUUCUUCAAUUAGCUAAACAAACAGAAGAUUUAGCCAUGACGGAGAAGAAGACGUUUAGUCCCAUACUCAAGAAAUGGCACCCCUUUGCAGCAGCAAUUGCAGCGGUAACCCUUCAUGAAUGUUAUGGGACCGUUUUGAAACAAUACUUGUCUGGGGUUUCUACCCUCACAAAUGAGGCUAUUAUUGUCUUGCAAAGAGCUGGAAAGCUAGAGAAGUUUCUGGUUCCGAUGAUUGUCGAGAACUCUGACGAUUGUGAUGGAGGUAAAACGAUAGCAAAGGAAAUGGUUCCAUAUGAAGUUGACUCUAUUAUCUUGAGCCUCUUAAAAAGUUGGAUUGAUGAUAGGUUAAAAAGUGGGAGGGAGCUUCUUGAAAGAGCCAAAGAAACUGAGACAUGGAAUCCAAUGUCCAAAACAGAGCCAUAUGCGCAUUCUGCUGUGGAUCUAAUAAAGCUAGCCAUGCAAACUGUAGAUGACUUCUUCAAGAUCCCGGUUGGAAUAUCUAAUGAUAUGGUUCAGGAUCUCUCUAAUGGCCUAGAGCUUGUCUUCCAAGACUAUAUUACAUUUGUUGCAACAUGUGGAUCGAAGCAGAGUUAUAUCCCUUCACUUCCUCCUCUUACGAGAUGUAGUCGAAGCUCUACAUUUCAUAAGUUUUUGAUGAAGGCAGCCUCUUGCAAAUAUGGAGCAGAGUUUUCAGAGCAAGGUAGAUUCCCAAAUAGUCAGAAUCCUCGACCAUCCACAAGCCGUGGAACACAACGACUGUACAUUCGUCUUAAUACCCUCCAUUACCUUCUCACCCACAUCCAUUCCCUUGAUAAGACAAUUUUCCUCUCCCCUCGUCCAGCUAUGUCCUCACCUCACACCCGGGUGGCCAGCGUUAGGCGAAACGUUUCCACAACACCAGCCUACUUUGAUCUUGCUCGGUCAUCCAUCCAAACAGCCACCCAGCAUGUUUCAGAGGUGGCUGCUUAUCGUCUUAUUUUCCUAGAUUCAAGUUCUGUAUUCUAUGAAAGCCUCUAUGUGGGUGGUGCGGAAAAUUCUCGCAUACGCCCUGCACUGCGCAUCCUUAAGCAGAACCUAACCCUCCUGUCUGCAAUACUCAUUGAUCGAGCUCAAUCUUUAGCCAUAAAAGAAGUGAUGAGAGCCUCCUUUGAGGCCUACCUUAUGGUGUUACUUGCUGGGGGAAACGCCCGAGUGUUCUCCAAAUCAGACCAUGAAAUGAUAGAGGAGGACUUUGAGAGUCUCAAGCGUGUGUUUACAAGCGGAGAGGGCUUGGUAGUCGAGGACGUAGUGGAUAGGGAAGCAGAGACUGUGGAGGGGGUGGUGGCUCUCAUGGGUCAGUCUACAGAGCAACUGGUCGAAGACUUCAGUAUUAUAGCAUGUGAAGCAAGCGGAAUGGGGGUUGUUAGAUCAGGGAAGAAGCUACCAAUGCCUCCAACCACAGGAAGGUGGAAUAGAGCAGACCCCAAUACAAUUUUGAGGGUGUUAUGCCAUAGGAAUGAUGGCAUAGCUAAUCGGUUCCUGAAGAGGACAUUUCAAUUGGCAAAAAGGAGAUGA